AUGGCUAGUACUCUACAAGAUUUCGAGGGUUGGGAGAUUGUAAAGAGGGACGAAAAUGGAAGUAUUCUGGAUGAUGAGUUUGGAGUAAGAAGAGUUCGCAGAAGAAAUGACAGAAGUUCCGGAAAGGAAUACGUGUCGAUAAAGCGUGUGAAAGACAAUAUGGAGUUUGGUUGUGGUGACUCAAUUGUCAUGCAGGACGCGGAAACAAAUUCAUAUUCCGCCUAUAUGGUUCAUGAGAUUAGACUGAACACGUUGAACCAUUGGGUUGAGAUCUGGGCAUUCGGAUACCUACAAAAGUUCGAACUGGAUGAAAGAGAGUAUCUCGAAGCGUGUGAAGAAAUUCCGGCAUCCAAAUUGCAAAAAAUGCCAGAUGCUCAGGUGGCAGCGUCUUUCGAAAAGAUCUGCAAUUCUAACGAGCUUUUCUUGACAGCAGAGCUCACCGAGCUUCUUCUGGUCGAUUUUGUGUGUAAAGCCAAAGUUUGUGAUACUGAAGAAUUCCCAGCCCAAAAAUUGAGUACCGCAAACGAUGACGAUACGAUUAAUCCUUUCCUCGUUCGUUUUGCUUGCGAGCCAACAGGGAUGUCUUUCAGAAAGAUCGAAAUUCAUGACGUGGAGCAAAAAGUGGCUCGUUGGGAUUCAAGAGAGUCGCACACAUUCCUCAAAGAACUGACGAUCGAGCCUGUUCAGGACAAGGGAAAGAAAAGGCUCACCCACACACUUAAAUCGCCUGAAGAUAAUAAAAGUGCGAAUCUCGACACAGCAGCAAAAAAAAACACCAACGAUGCCAUUGGUACCGGAAGUGCUAAAGAUGCUAAAGGUGCCAAAUCUGUCAAAGAUGCCGGAGGUACUAAAAAUGCUAAAAAUACUAAACGAUCCAAAGAUGCUGGGGAUGUCGACGAAGCCAAAGAUUCUUCAAGCUCUGAGGGCUCUGAGGGCUUUCAGGAUGCCUCAGAAGAUCUUGAUAUUUCCAAAAAACACGCACGCCAGGAGGUUUCAACCGAAAAGGCUCGUCUCGGUUCAGAUGGCUCCGAUAAAGACGAUUCCGCUCAAGGCGAAAGAAGCUCUGAAAGUCUUUCCGAUGAAGAAGAAGAAGAUGAUGAUGAUGAAGACGACGAGGAGUUCUUGGCUAGCGAUGACAAGGAAGUAGAUGCAGAUUCAGAAUCGCUAGAUAGCGACGAAGAGCUCGAGAUGGACUCCGACAAUGAUAAUAGUAAUUCCAGUCAGAAAGAGGAAGGAGAUUCAAGUUCCGACGAAAUUCCAGGAAAACGACCAAGGCCGCUUUACAGGAGCGCGUCUCGUGGCCCUCAAAAGCGCAAAGACCUAAAAAAACCAGCAGCCCCGUCUUCCUCUACCAAGAAGUCUCCUAAAAGUAGCACUUCAGGUCUCGGUGGUAUCAAGAAGUAUUCGAAGAAAAAUGUGUCGAGGGCCAAAAAGGCAUAUACUCCCUUUUCGAAGAGAUUCAAAAAGACUCAAGAUAUUCCAGACCUAACGGAAAUUGCAGAGUUCAAUCAAGACCAGAUUGACAUGGAUGUUGCUGCUAUCGAAAACAGACUGCGUAGUCCUAAAAAGCAGCACACUACGGAAACCAUCUUUUCUAAAGUGAAAAAACAACUUUACACUUCUCAUGGCAAAGAUGAAAUCAUGAAAGCUGGAAAUUUCGAUGACUAUUUGCCAGCCCGUGAAAAUGAGUUCGCUUCUAUCUAUUUGAGUCUGUACAGUGCCAUUGAGGCCGGGACAGGCACGACGGUUUAUGUGGCAGGAACUCCGGGUGUGGGGAAGACUUUGACUGUCAGAGAAGUUGUUAAAGAACUCUUGAAAUCGGUUGAACAAAAUGAGCUUCCAAAUUUCCAAUAUGCGGAGGUGAAUGGCUUGAAAAUGAUCAAACCCACAGACAGCUACGAGGUUUUGUGGAACAAGAUUUCAGGUGAGAGGCUGACGUCCGGUGCUGCCAUGGAAUCUCUGGAGUUUUAUUUCAACAAAGUGCCAAAAAAUAAGAAGAGACCUAUAUUGGUCCUACUCGAUGAGCUAGAUGCCUUGGUCACUAAGAGUCAGGACGUAAUGUACAACUUCUUCAAUUGGACUACAUAUGCCAAUGCCAAAUUGAUAGUUAUUGCGGUAGCCAAUACGAUGGAUUUACCAGAAAAGCAGUUGGGCAAUAAGGUUUCCUCCAGAAUUGGCUUCACAAGAAUUAUGUUCACUGGUUACACCCAUGAAGAACUCAAGACAAUUAUCAAUUUGAGACUCAAGGGGCUAAAUGGAAGUUAUUUCUACGUCGACGUGGCAAAUGGGAGCGCACGAAUAGUUUCCAAUGAAGACGAUAACCCAAGUCUCGUAACAAGUGGUAUGCGCAAGGUAAAGCUGAAGAUAGCGCCGGACGCCGUCGAAAUUGCAUCUAGGAAGAUAGCUAGUGUAAGCGGAGAUGCUCGGAGAGCACUCAAAGCGUGCAAAAGAGCGGUUGAGAUCGCAGAACAUGAAUACAUGGAGCGCCAUGGAUAUGGGUACGAUGGCGUUACACACAGCAAUAAUAGCAAACCCAACGGCGCUGGUUCCAUCUUGACCGAAGAUGAUGAAGUUCAAAGUGUUCAGAUUAAUCAUAUCAUGAAGGCGCUCAACGAAACGGUAAACUCUCCAGUGGUGUCAUUUAUGGCAAGCCUCCCGUUUACCACUAAACUGUUCCUAUAUGCUAUGAUCAAUCUAAUUAGGAAAACAGGAUGUCAGGAGCAGCCGUUAGGCGACAUCAUUGAUGAGAUCAAAUCCUCGAUUGAUGCGAAUGGUAAGAACAAGUUUAUUGUGGAAAUGCAAAGAGUUCUUUUCAAUCAAGACGAAGAACUGUCAUUAGAACAGCUGCGAAUUAUAUCUUGGGAGUUUUUGGUCAAUCAGCUCAUCGAAGCCGGCAUCGUCAUUCGGCAGAAUCUCAAAAACGAGCGUUUGAGUGCAGUCAAACUGAAUGUGUCGACCGAAGACGUCAAAUAUGCUCUUGACCAGGAUAAGGUCAUGAAAACGCUUUAA
Messenger RNA from Lachancea sp. 'fantastica', 3009 nucleotides. NCBI's taxonomy places the organism in Eukaryota, Fungi, Ascomycota, Saccharomycetes, Saccharomycetales, Saccharomycetaceae. The record is from the annotation of a GenBank genome assembly.